AUCUGCAACUCAUCUUCGUUGGUCCCAGCUCACUUCAUCAUUGGGCUCGUCUGGAUUGACAGAACAAGGACCGUCCUGUUCCAAGUGUUGGAGACCAGGUGGGAGUACCUGCAUGCAGGGAACGCAGAAAAGUAGCUGAAGGUUUGAGGUUGAAAAACAUCAAUGGAGAACCAUCUCAGUUUUGAGGAGGGCAGUGACAUGUCCUAUGAGGACAAUGAGUCAGCCUUCCCUUCCCCAUUUACACUAAGUCCACCAGGCUUCAGUGAUGUCUACGACCUGGACAGGAGGAGGCAGGAGGAGGAGGGCAAUGAGCCUCUCAUGGAGCCCAUCGUCAUCCCCAGUAACUCAGAUGCCUUCCUGAACGUAAACACCAAUGCCACCACAAGAGGAGACGCUCAAGCCUAUGUGGAGCUGAAUGAGCUCCAGGGCAGCACCUGGCAGGAGACUUCCCGCUGGAUGGGCUUUGAGGAAAACUUCAACGCUACAAAAGGAGUUUGGAGUACCUCUCACGUCUCCUAUCUCACCUUCAAGAGCUUGAUCCAGCUCCGCAAGCUCAUGAGCACAGGUGCAUACCUCUUUGAUCUGAAUGCCAACAGUCUGUCUGCUGUGGCUGAAAAAGUGGCAGAUGAGCUUGUGGACAAUGGUAAUAUUCGUGCUGAUGAUCGCGAUGCUCUGCUCAGAGCUCUCCUCUUGAGACGCAGUCAAACUGGUGGACCUGGGGUUACAGCCUCUGGAGACAUUGAGAUGCAGACCUUUUCUGUAACUAAAAAGAGAGACUGCUCUGACAGCAUGGAGGCCUCAGUGGUCCUUUCAGGUGUACUGAGCUCCUUGGAGAAGCCAGUGGUGGCUUUUGUCAGACUACAGGACUCUGUGGUGAUGGAGUCUACCAUGGAGUGUUCUGUCCCUGUCCGCUUUGUCUUCGUCCUCAUGGGCCCCAGCCAGAAUGACAUGGACUACAGUGAAACCGGGCGUGCCAUGGGUGCUCUAAUGGCCGACUGGGUGUUCUCUCUGGAGGCUUUCUUGGCCACGACUGAGAAAGAGCUGACCAAUGCCAUUGCUGACUUCAUGGACUGCAGCAUUGUGAUCCCUCCCACUGAGAUCCAGGAUCAAGAAAUGCUGAAUCCAAUCAUCAGUUUCCAGAAGAAGAUGCUGGAGGACAGAGUGCGCCCCUCUGACACCCGUCUUUUCUUUGGUGACAGGGUCCAAGUUGAUGAAGCUGUAGAGGGUCCAAGGGAAGACCCUCUGGCCCGUACAGGCUAUCCUUUCGGUGGGAUGGUGAAAGACAUAAAGCGCCGUUAUCGCCACUACAUCAGCGACUACACAGAUGCUCUGAACCCUCAGGUCCUCGCUGCCGUCAUCUUCAUCUACUUCGCUGCCCUGUCACCUGCCAUCACUUUCGGAGGAUUAUUGGCUGACAAAACUAAUAAAAUGAUGGGAGUGUCAGAGCUCAUGAUCUCCACCAGUGUCCAGGGUAUCAUCUUCUGCCUCAUUGCCGCCCAGCCUGUCCUUGUCAUUGGCUUCUCAGGACCACUGCUGGUGUUUGAAGAAGCUUUUUAUGCUUUCUGCGAGACCCAGGGCAUGGAAUACAUUGUGGGUCGUAUCUGGGUGGGGAUGUGGCUGAUUGUGAUCGUGUUCAUCAUUGUGGCUGUGGAAGGCAGCUUCUUGGUCAGAUUCAUCUCACGCUUCACCCAAGAAAUCUUCUCCAUCCUCAUCUCUCUCAUCUUCAUCUAUGAGACCUUCAGCAAGCUCAUCAAGAUCUUCAAAGCCCACCCUCUGAUUCUGAACUACCAACAUCUGAAUGACACAGUGGACGACCCCUUCCACCCAGUCUUCAAGAUGGACAUCCACCCAGAGAGCAACGAAACCAUUCAUGUGGAGGUUGAAAGACCCUAUCCCAACACUGCCCUGCUGUCCAUGUGCCUUAUGUUCGGUUGUUUCUUCAUUGCAUAUUUCCUUCGCCAGUUCAAGAAUGGUCAUUAUCUCCCUGGCCCGAUCCGUCGUUUGAUUGGUGAUUUCGGUGUCCCGAUUGCCAUUUUCAUCAUGAUUGCUAUUGACAUCUGCAUUGAGGAUGCUUACACUCAGAAACUUGUUGUGCCAAAAGGUAUUGAGGUGACCAGCCCCACAGCCAGAGGGUGGUUCAUCAACCCCAUGGGAGAGAGGAAGGAAUUCCCUAUCUGGAUGAUGUUUGCGUCCUGUGUACCAGCACUGCUCGUCUUCAUCCUCAUCUUCCUCGAGUCCCAGAUUACAACGCUGAUUGUGAGCAAACCGGAGAGGAAGAUGGUGAAAGGAUCUGGUUUCCACUUUGAUCUGCUCCUCUUGGUCACCAUGGGGGGCAUCUCCUCUAUUUUUGGAGUGCCGUGGCUGAGCGCUGCGACCGUGCGAUCCGUCACCCAUGCCAACGCUCUCACUGUCAUGAGCAAGGGCCCAAAGCCAGAGAUUGAGAAGGUGGUUGAGCAGAGGAUCAGCGGCUUUCUCGUCGCCAUACUUGUUGGUGUUUCUAUCUUCAUGGAACCCCUUCUGAAGAUGAUUCCUAUGACCGCCCUGUUUGGCAUCUUCCUCUACAUGGGUAUCACCUCUCUGAGUGGAAUCCAGAUGUGGGACCGGAUGCUUCUGCUGAUCACGCCCAGGAAAUAUUUCCCCCCAGAUGCCUAUGCCAACAAAGUGAGCACAUUAAAGAUGCAUCUGUUCACGCUGAUCCAGAUUGUGUGCUUGGGCGUCCUGUGGAUGGUGAAGAUGAGUCCCUUCUCCCUGGCACUGCCUUUCAUUCUCAUUCUCACCAUCCCUCUGCGCAUGGUCAUGACUGGCACACUCUUUACAGUCAAGGAGAUGAAAUGUCUUGACGCAGAUGACGCCAAAGUCAACUUAGAGGAGGAACCUGGGACGGAUGUUUACAAUGAGUCCCCGCUGCCAUGAGCAACACCAUAGCAUUUCGUUAAGGUUUCAUUCAAAAACCAAUUAUCAAUGACUAUUUUUUGUAAAAGAAGAAGAAAUCAGAUAAACAAUCAUUUGCAGUUCACAACUGUUCAUUUAGUUUUAUGAGUGGUACCUUUAAGGAAGGUGCCACACAUUUUUAGGAUUAAUACAUUAUUCAUACAGCUAAAUAUGUAUUUGUGAUCAUGGACCACUUUAGAGAACCAAUAUUAGUCUACAUUGUCAUUGAGAUGUAUUACACAUCUUGAGUCCUCUCACAACUACAUCUUCUUUAUUUAAUUUAUAUAUUCCAUCUUCCACUUUAUUUCUUACUAAAGGUAUUGAUAUGGGGUGUUUAUGUACUUGAUCUUUCUUUUGAGCCAUUUAAAUUCUGGAAAUUAGGGUUAUUUUUCCCUUAUAAUGUGAGGUAAAAAUUAUUUUCGUGCAUAACUACUGCUUUUGAAAAUGAAUAUUCAGUGAUGCCAUAUUGUAGAUCACUCUGUUGUACUAGUGUAAUUUCACCAAAUCUUAUGCACACUAUUAAAAUUUAGCCAUUAGAUGUAUUCAGGUCUUUAUAUACACACACACAAAUCAAAGUUAAACAUUUUUACGUGGCUGUCACACCAGCCUGACCCCCAUGACCUUUACUUUGUUUAUCUUAAAUAUUUUAAAAUUGUGUUCCUCAGGUUUGCCUCAUCUU
This is a messenger RNA of Scomber scombrus (Atlantic mackerel), 3610 nucleotides long. It is a transcript of the gene slc4a1a, whose product is annotated as solute carrier family 4 member 1a (Diego blood group). Bases 163 to 2913 code for a protein of 916 amino acids. Gene Ontology annotation, cellular component: plasma membrane; basolateral plasma membrane. Gene Ontology annotation, molecular function: monoatomic anion transmembrane transporter activity; bicarbonate transmembrane transporter activity; solute:inorganic anion antiporter activity. The record is from RefSeq and is a predicted model, not a curated record. Gene Ontology annotation, biological process: bicarbonate transport; transmembrane transport; monoatomic anion transport. NCBI's taxonomy places the organism in Eukaryota, Metazoa, Chordata, Actinopteri, Scombriformes, Scombridae. The transcript is spliced from 21 exons.